This is a messenger RNA of Colletotrichum chrysophilum, 2985 nucleotides long. RefSeq lists its product as uncharacterized. Gene Ontology annotation, biological process: mating projection tip cell wall disassembly. Gene Ontology annotation, molecular function: glucan endo-1,3-alpha-glucosidase activity. Lineage: Eukaryota; Fungi; Ascomycota; Sordariomycetes; Glomerellales; Glomerellaceae. The record is from RefSeq and is a predicted model, not a curated record. The coding region runs from base 1 to 2985 and encodes 994 amino acids. The transcript is spliced from 6 exons.
AUGGUUGACAACACCGAGAACUACAGCACUUCUUGGUGGAAGUCUGACAUGGUCGAGGCAGCUACUGCCGGAAUCGAUGCUUUUGCUCUGAACAUUGCAGCUGGAUCAAAUAUUACCGAUGCUCAGCUUCCCAACGCCUUUGAUGCAGCCGCAUCGGCUGGGUUCAAACUCUUCUUCUCCUUUGACUACGCUGGGAACGGCGCAUGGGACAAAGCCGACGUCGUUGCUUUGCUGAACAAGUAUGCGCACCACAGCGCCUACUUCCAACACUCAGACUCGACGCCUCUCGUGAGCACGUUUGAGGGCCCUGACAAUGCUGCUGAUUGGGUCGAUAUCAAGGGAUCCGUUGGUUGCUUCCUCAUCCCCGACUGGAGUUCUCUCGGCGCGAAGCCAGCGGUAGCACUGGAGAAUGGUGUUGCAGAUGGUUUGUUCAACUGGUCUCCUUGGUCUUGGGGAGGCGAGUCCAUGGACACCUACACCGAUGCUUCCUACAUCCAAUAUCUCGAUGGCAAGCCUUACAUGAUGGGCGCAUCCCCGUGGUUCUACACGAACCUCCCUGGGUACAGCAAGAACUGGAUGUGGCCUGAUCACACCAUGAAGCUUUGGGGUGAUCGUUGGACGCAGAUCAUGUUCUUACAGCCCGAGUAUGUUGAGAUUGUUAGCUGGAACGAUUUCGGAGAGUCUCAUUACAUCGGCGACAUCAUCGAUACACCUCCCUACCUCAGCAAUGGCUACGCUGCUUUUGACUACAUCACUGGGAUGAAGCAUUACCCUCUGAGAUGGCCUCUUCAGGUCUGGACCGAACAGUACAAGACCGGAAAGGCCACCGUGAAGGAGGAGAGUCUAGUCCUAGAAUAUCUCCUUCACUCUACUGACGGCUGCAGUGAUGGUGGUACUCCCGUCAACACCGCGACUCAGCUCCAGUAUGAGUACUCUGCAGGUGAUGUCCUCGGUGGUGGCAAGUACAUCGGGUACUAUGCCGUCCUUGCAUCUCCCGGAAACAUCAGCAUUUCCGUGGGCGGCAAGAACAUGGCCGGAUCCUGGGCAUCUGAGCCCGCCGGUGGUGUCGGCGUCUUUUACGGAUCGGUCUUUGUCGAGGAUGGUGCAUCUGGAACUGUCGCUGCAUCGAUCAUUCGCAACGACCAGACCGUCUUUGCCUUCACCUCUGACAAGGACAUCGGCGGCUGUGAUGCCGACGGCAAUGCCAACUUCAAUCCUUAUGUUUACGGUGACUUCUCCACCAAGGCUGUCUCGGCGACGGAGACUGCACACGACAUCUCGGACCUCGUCUGCACGGCGGGUACCGGAGCCGAAGGCUUUGCUGGCAUUUGCGCUAUCGUGUGCAAAUAUGGAUAUUGCCCAUCCAGCUCCUGCACCUGCACCAAUAUGGGACUUCAGAAUGUAGAGCCAAAGAUCACCGGAGACGAGGGCCACGCUUUGAGUGAUCCCAACUACGAGGGCCUCUGCAGUUGGGUCUACAACCAUGGAUACACGACUGAGUUUACCAAGUAUUGCACGACGGAGAAGAAGGACCUCAGUGCACCCGCCGUUUCGCCAUUCUUACACAAAGCUUGCACGUCCGGUCAAGCUGGCUCGGAUGAUUCCACGCAGGACCUUUGCGCUUGGGCGUGCGCGUAUGGAUACUGCCCCAACGCAGUCUGCCGAUGCACCGGAACCGGCACGUUGCUCUCCUUAGACGAUGCUUCUGUUCCAAGUGAGGGUGAUGUCGACUAUACUGUCACUUUGGCCGACGACUCCAGCAUGUUCUUGGAAGCCAUCUGCAGCUUUGCCUGCGACUACGGCCUGUGCAUUUGCUACAGUGGCUCCGACGACGGUGAUGGGGAUGGGGCCGCCGAGCCUCCUUGCGACUACUCUCUGACCUUUGACUCUUUGGAGGCUCUGGCUGCCGCCGCCGACUCUUACGAGCCCUACUGUGCCGGGAUGUACGCCUUGGGUGUCUUAUCGAACAACCAUACUGCAACACUCUCCGAAUUCAACGAUGCCAACAACAACUACGACAGCCUCUUCGGGUACUACGUCAAGUACGUCAAGGGACUGGUUGCGCCUAGUAUCUGGAGUUUCAUGAAGUCUGAUGGCUACACCUACUUCACUUGCAACUUCAAGGGCGGUACCAGCACUUUCGACUGCCCCAACCCCAGCACCCUCACCGGCGACUCAUACACGACAAACGUCGAGAUCGAGUGGACUCUCACCAACGAAACGGGCUUCCACGCGGUGUUGGGCACAACUUACGGCGUUGAGCCGGGCUGGGUCAAGUUUGCUGAGCAAGAUAUCACGCCUUACUGCGCGCCGCAGACGGUUCAGGGUCAGCCGAUUGACACGUGCCAUGCCAAACUCGUCAAGAUGGACAACUUCCCCCAACAAGCGGAUGAUAUUACGGUGUCGAACCCCAAGGAUCUCUUCACGGAGGCUGGAGCGAACCUCACGGCUUUGCCUACCAGUAUCGAUGCAACUCUCACAGACCUCAUGCUUGGACAGUGGGGCGGUUCGAUCGAGGACGUAGUCGAUGUCUACACCAUGCCUGUUGCCCUUGCGUUCCAGGCCGUCAAGGCGAUGGAGCAAGUCAAGUCCAUCGGCGAGACGGAGAAAGAAGAGGAACAGAAGAAUCUGAUCCUCCUCAUCGUCACUGUUGUUCUAGCUGUCGUUCCCUUCGUCGGCGAGGAGCUCGCUGGAGCAGCUGGACUAGCGGCGCUGGCAAGAGCCAUUGCGAUCGCGGGCGAAGCAGGAAAUGCCGCAUUCGACAUCUACAGCAUGGUAGACGACCCUUCCAGUAUCGGAUACACGAUCUUCGGUACACUGUUCGGGGCUGCGGGAAUAGCCAGCUCAUUCAGAAAUUCCGACCAUUUCAGCUCUGCGGGAGAGGUACGAAGGGCGAUGGGCGAGGCGAAGGUUGCGCAGAUGGGAGAUACCUUCAAGGGGUAUUCGGAGUUGACGCAGAAGAUUGUCAAGUCGUGUAAACUGUAG